Messenger RNA from Theobroma cacao (cacao), 2261 nucleotides. Its product is annotated as Protein phosphatase 2A regulatory B subunit family protein. The record is from RefSeq and is a predicted model, not a curated record. NCBI's taxonomy places the organism in Eukaryota, Viridiplantae, Streptophyta, Magnoliopsida, Malvales, Malvaceae. Gene Ontology annotation, molecular function: protein phosphatase regulator activity. Gene Ontology annotation, biological process: signal transduction. Gene Ontology annotation, cellular component: protein phosphatase type 2A complex.
UUUUGAAGCUUUCCUUCCCUUAAUUACCCCCCACUUUCGUCACUCCUCUCUCUCUCUGUUUCUUGGUUUCUCUUUCCUUAAAUCGGUCCGUCCGAUUGAUCGCCGGAACACCACCACCGUUAGAUCAAUUGACUACAUUCCGGCGAUCUGCCUUCUCAGAUGACUCUUUCCAAAUUUCCGAUCAAUCAACGGUGAGAAAAUCCAAUCAUUUCAGAAAAAAAAAGGAAACACCGAUGGAAAUCCUUGUUCUCCUUCUCUAAUCUUAAACUGCUUCCUCUUUCAGAUCCAUUUUUUUCUUCUUUCCUUGGGGCAACUAUUCCAUGCAUGCUGAUCCAUUGAAUCCUCAAAAUCACCGCCGUCGAAUCCCUAAUCCCUAGCUCGAUUAGUGAGCCUAAUCCUUAUUAGGUUUUUAUUCUCGUUUGUCCAAAAUGUUGAAGAAAAUUAUGAAAGGAGGGCAUCGGAAGCCUUCCAAAUCGGAUUCAACGGAUCCAUCUUUAUACGGGUUCGGUCCUCCAGGUUCCCGCAAUCCCGGGUCGGCUCCAACGCCCAAUGUGGUCGUCAACCACGCUUCUCGGGCCGGGCCGUACACACCAGGUCCAAAUUCCGCCGUUCCUGUGGUCCCACCCCCGAUGGGCACCGUGGAACCCUUGCCGUUAUUCCGAGACGUCCCCGUUUCGGAGAGACAAAAUUUAUUCAUGCGAAAAUUACAGAUUUGUUGCUUCCAAUUCGAUUUUUCCGACACUUUAAAAUCGGUCCGAGAAAAAGAAAUCAAGCGGCAAACGUUGCUGGAACUCGUUGAUUUUAUUCAAUCCGGCUCGGGCAAAAUCACGGAGAUGUGUCAGGAAGAGAUGAUUAAAAUGGUAGCAAUCAACAUUUUCCGAUGCCUCCCUCCGGCGUCUCACGAGAACACGGGGCAAGAAGCUACUGAUCCUGAAGAGGAGGAACCCUAUUUGGAACCCUCGUGGCCGCAUUUACAACUUGUUUACGAGCUUCUUUUGAGAUAUGUUGUGUCUUCCGAUACGGACACUAAGGUUGCCAAGAGAUAUAUUGAUCAUUCGUUUGUUUUGAAGUUACUUGAUUUGUUUGAUUCGGAGGAUCCCAGGGAAAGAGAGUAUUUGAAAACAAUUCUUCAUAGGAUUUAUGGUAAAUUCAUGGUGCAUCGUCCGUUUAUUAGGAAGGCGAUUAAUAAUAUUUUCUAUAGGUUUAUAUAUGAAACGGAGAGGCAUAGCGGGAUUGGGGAGCUUUUGGAGAUUCUAGGAAGUAUUAUUAACGGUUUUGCCUUGCCUAUGAAGGAGGAACAUAAGUUGUUCCUGGUCAGAGCGUUGAUUCCUUUGCAUAAGCCGAAACCAAUUGCUGUGUAUCACCAGCAGUUAUCUUAUUGUAUUACUCAGUUUGUUGAGAAGGAUUAUAAGCUGGCUGACACGGUUAUUAGAGGGUUGUUGAAGUAUUGGCCUUUGACUAAUUGUCAGAAGGAAGUUCUCUUCCUUGGAGAACUUGAGGAAGUACUUGAAGCAACGCAGUCUGCAGAGUUCCAACGAUGUAUGGUUCCUCUUUUCAGACAGAUUGCACGUUGCCUCAAUAGCUCUCAUUUUCAGGUUGCAGAAAGAGCCCUCUUCUUGUGGAAUAAUGAGCACAUUGUGAGCUUAAUUGCCCAGAAUCGGCAGGUGGUAUUACCAAUCAUCUUUGAGGCAAUGGAGAGGAAUAUCCAAAGUCACUGGAAUCAGGCAGUUCAUGGGUUGACUGUGAAUGUGCGGAAAAUGUUCAUGGAAAUGGAUGCUGAGUUAUUUGAUGAGUGUCAGAGACAGUUUGCAGAGAAAGAGGCCAGAGCCAGAGAGGUGGAAGAGCAACGAGAAAUGACAUGGAAAAAAUUGGCAGAUGUGGCAGCGCAGAGAGGGGGAGACGAUAUGGUUACAGCCUAACUGAUUAGUCAGAGUUUGUCCAGCACUAGAAAUAGUUGGGUUGGGGAUGAUGGCUUUGCGGCUCUGCCCUUCUCCAUUUUGGUGGUAUUAUUUUUUCUUUUUCUAAUUUUUCUUCUUUCUUUUCAAAUCUUUAUUUUUGAUCUCAGUCUGAUCAUUGAAGAUACCCCAGAAAGAGCAGCGAUAAAUGUAAUUUAAAAUGUAUGGAAUUUAUUAGUAAGAUGCUGCAGAUUAAGAAUGAUCUGUGAGGAACCACUUGUAUUUUUGUCACGCUAUUUGUUCUCCCAACACAAAAAGUAUCAGAUUUUUUUAGUUUGUAUUGAUAGUACUAGUUGAAAAUUUUCA